Medioppia subpectinata is the source of this 1594-nucleotide messenger RNA. The record is from the annotation of a GenBank genome assembly. Lineage: Eukaryota; Metazoa; Arthropoda; Arachnida; Sarcoptiformes; Oppiidae.
ACAUAAUUAUAAACUUUUUAAUAGUUUACGUUAUAUUAAUGUUUAGCGUCAGGAUUACUUGUAUCGCGAAUUAAUUCAAUUGGAAACCAAAUUACCAAAUGUAAGAGUGAGUCGAAACCGUUUGUCCACAAUAUGGGGCGGCGCUAGUCUUCUUCAAAUGCUCCUCAACUCUAUUCAACAAAUAUUUGAAUUCAAUGUUUGGCCAAAUUCUUGGGAUUUUCUCAUCAACAUUAGUGAAUCCGAUUUUCCAUUAAAGCCAAUCAAAGAAUUGGAAAAUUUUUUAGCUUCAAAUCGGAAGAAAAACUUUGUUAAAUCGCACGGACAGGACUCACAACGGUUUAUAUCAAAACAAGGUCUCGACAAGACUUUCUAUGAAUGCGAUACACAUAUGUGGAGAGUGGCUGAUAGAGUGUUACCAACUGGCAUUCGUUGGGACGGAGGGAGCGAUUGGGUUGUAUUGAGCCGUGAAUUUUGUCAUUACAUCACAUAUGAAGACAACGAACUACUGUCAGGACUUAAACAGUUGUUUAAAUACACUUUACUGCCGGCAGAGUCCUUCUUUCACACUGUAUUACAAAACAGUGAAUUCUGUGCGACAAUCGUUGACAACAAUCUUCGGCUCACGAAUUGGCGUCGAAAGCAGGGCUGUAAGUGUCAGUACAAACACAUAGUCGACUGGUGCGGCUGUUCGCCCAACGACUUCAAGUCCAUCGAUUGGCCCCGACUUCUCACCACUAAAUCUAAGCCCUUAUUCUUUGGUCGAAAAUUCGAAGCAAUAAUUAAUCAAAAUAUUAUCAAUCAAUUGGAAGAAGCGAUAAACAAGAAUUUUAGUCAAUUCAUGGUUUCUGUGGACAAGUAUUGGCAAAACGAUUACGAUUUUAGAGAUAGUCAGCCCCUCAUAGACGACGCGAAACUCACUUUUUACUAUGCGUUUGCUAUUAAUAGUCAAAAAGCAAUUGAAAAUAAAUGCCAAUUAAGUGAUGUUUUUAGUCAAAUCAAACUCUCAAAAGCACUCCACUUAAGUCAUGUCCAAGAAGUGGAUCUGUAUUUCAAUAACGAUAUCUUUGAGGGCAUAAUAAUCUCAUAUCAAUCGGUCGUUAACAAUGAAUUUAAGACAAUAUUAAAUUUCCAAACGCUUAUCCGUCCGAUUAAUCAUUUAAAUAACAAUACAAAUAAAAUGCCAGAAAAACUCAUAUCUUUAACGGUGUGUUCCGACUUUGAUGUCAAAGAGUUGAUGUUCCGAAACUUUGGCUGCAUUUUAGGCCCGUUUUCAAAGCCAAUAGCUAUGCAUAAGUGGCAUAAUAUGAAUGGUGAACCGUUGAGCACCACAUUUGUGUGGAUCGAUCCGAUCAAUACAGUGGCCGCCUCUUACGAAGUGAGGGUCGAAGUGAACGCCACCGGCGAUCAGCCGCUCACACAACGGCCACAAUUGAACGGUCCGUUACGGCCCGGCGUUUGGCGGCUAAUGGUUUUGCAUAAAUGGGUAGUCAUUGCGGACCAUAAGUUUUUAGUCACUCCUUUACUAUUUCGCAACAAAACUAAAGCCACUAAAGAGUACGCAAAGUUCCGUUACGGCCCGGCGUUUGGCGGCUAA